Messenger RNA from Penicillium taxi, 423 nucleotides. RefSeq lists its product as uncharacterized. The transcript is spliced from 2 exons. Lineage: Eukaryota; Fungi; Ascomycota; Eurotiomycetes; Eurotiales; Aspergillaceae. The coding region runs from base 1 to 423 and encodes 140 amino acids. The record is from RefSeq and is a predicted model, not a curated record.
AUGUCUUUAUUUCAUCGUUAUUCCACUGUUAGCUCAUCGUCUAGUCGAAGUGGCGGUGAGCAUCUACAUCGCAGCCGAAGUCGGAGAUCGUCUGGAAGUCACUCAUCUCACUCAUCUAUGUCAACCAGAUCCUCUUCUUCUGUUGGUCAUAGUGGCCAUCGCACUGUUGUUCAUCGAAGGGUAGAAGACCCGUCCAUCACAGCCGCUCGGGAGCAGGUCAUUCGUGCUGAGGCAGCAGAGAGAGAAGCUGAUAAAGCGCUCAUGGCGUCCAGAUCAGCGGUCAAGCAGGCUUGGGAUCAUGUAAAGCACCUUGAGCGGGAGGCAGCAGAAGAGGCUCGACUGGCCAAAAUUAAGCAAGACCAGGCCUCCACGAUCUCAAAGAGAGCAAGGCCACUCGGUCGUAAGUGUUUCUUGGAGCUUUGA